Molecule: messenger RNA, 724 nt
Organism: Arachis duranensis
Lineage: Eukaryota; Viridiplantae; Streptophyta; Magnoliopsida; Fabales; Fabaceae
Exons: 3
Coding region: 109-525 (138 amino acids)
Source: RefSeq, a predicted model, not a curated record
AUAAUUCAGCCACCAAAUUUUGGAGAACAAUUAAAAGCCCUGCACACCGUUAUUAGAAGUUGACUUCUUAUAACGUUUUCUGUCCAAGCGGUUUCUUGACUUGAGAGAAUGGCAACAUCGACAACUACAAGUUUGUUCAGUUUGUGUUCCCUGCUAAUGGCCAUUCUUUUUGCAUACUCUGCAUCUGUUCAAUUAAAUGAUCCUGAUUGGUAUUUUUGGUUUCCUCUAUAUUCAUGUGCUUGCAUCGUUAAUUUGACAAACGGCGUUGUCUCAACCAAACUGAGAAGGAAAAUUGGCAUAAUUACUCUAUGCUCUGGGAUUUUGUUAUACCUCAAAGUUGUUCUGGAAGAUGUUGUAUAUGGAAUAGCGGGGUUUUGGUCACUGGAUCUAAGUGAGAGAGUUGUUAGGGAGAAAAUUGGAAGCAUAUUAGUUGUCAUGUCGAUGAUCUUGCAAAUGGAAGCAUUCAAAGUUCAGACUAGGGUGAAGGAAUUCUCUAAUAUGGUAAAAUAUGUGCAGGGAUGCUGAUCUUAGUGGGCUUUAGCUACAUGUUACCCCUGAUCUUCUUUGUGGUCCUAAAAGGAGAAAUGAAUAAGUUCUAGUUAGGACACAAGCUUAUGUCAUUCUUUUGUGUUUGUAAAUUCUUGAAGAAAAAGAAUUGUUAAACAAGUCCUUAAGAAAAUUUUACAGUAGACUUAGGUCCUUAAGAGAAAAUGUGCCCAAUAAA